Molecule: messenger RNA, 837 nt
Organism: Fraxinus pennsylvanica
Lineage: Eukaryota; Viridiplantae; Streptophyta; Magnoliopsida; Lamiales; Oleaceae
Source: the annotation of a GenBank genome assembly
AUGCAAGUCUUGCAAACAAAUUUAUCGAUAAAGCUCUUGAGUUUACCUAAACUUCAAUCCUUAUUUUGCCACAGGAGACACCACGGUAUUUAUCUUGAUGAAUAUCCUGUGCACCAUGGUGAUGAUAGGAAUCUGGGUAAUAGACAAGAACGCUGGGAACAAGAAGCAAGGGUGGCUACAAGUCACAAUGAAGAAUUGCCACGUGACAGCUCAGUCACUAAGGGGAUAGGAAUCAUGGGCACCAGAGGAAUCAAUCUGAAGGGAAUUCAGAGGAGUUUCGUGGCAAAAGGAAACGGAAAAGAAGACAGGCUAUGUCUCUGGAAGACAAAUCCACUGGCAAGCAUUCUGUCUCCUGCCAGCCUUACCCUAACGUGGAUGGUGGCAGAUUAUCUGAUCACCGUUCACCUAAAUCUCCUGAAAGACACUCUCACAUGGACGUUGGGAUGGAAGAUGACAAGCAUUCUGGGAGUAAUAGCUUCUCUGUAUCACGGUUCUACUCACAAACAAGACAUGGUGGAAAUCUGGAUGAUGAUUUGGACCUCAGAUCCAUCGCUGGGCUAUCCAGAGGGACCACAGACAUCCAUAGUUAUAGAUCUUAUGAGAUGGAGAAGUAACUCCACUUAUGGUGGUAUGAAUACUUCUACAAUGCAACGAUAUGCUCCUCGACUGGAUGAGCUAAACCAUGGAAGGAUUAAUCAUGUGAGGUCAGGACAGCCUUUGCCAGAUAUGAGUGGUGCAUUCCGUCCUCCAGUUCCAAGGCCUGGAUCAUUAGGCUUUGUUCCUGGACCUCAUCACCCGUUUCCUGAGCAGAAUUCUUCAUGUUGGUUUAAUGAGUAG